UGAAAUCUCACUUUGCAGAUAACAGGAACAUGGCUGACGUUACGAUACGGAAGCAAUUGAGACAAACUGUGGUAUAAAAAUAUGUCUCAUCCAGAAGGAAGGCAUCAUUUUCUUCUCGGUCACCUGAAGCAUAACAGGCAAUCAUGAGAGCUUUCGCAGUCUUCUUGGUAAUCGCCGUUGUCGGCGUUUCAGCUCUGCCGGAGUACUACGCAGAGUUCCAGCAAUUGUGGGAGCAGUACCAGCAGCACCAACUACAGCAACAGCAGCAGCAUAAACCCCAGCAACCGCAGUGGCAACAGCAGCCUCACCCUCAACCGCAGUGGCAACAGCAGCAAUGGCAACAACAACAACCACCACAGCAGAACCCUCCUCAGGAGUACAGCUCGGAUGGUUACAAAAUCGUUCCUGGAGUCGUAGACUCGCGCUGCCCGAGGACUGACGACGUCGACAAUCCCAUCCAUCUGCCCGUUCGCGGAAACUGCGGAAAGUUCAUGAAGUGCUACGGUGGCCGUGCCUACGAGCAGGAAUGUCCGUCCGGGUUGGAAUUCGGAAUCAGCGUGAACCGUUGCGAUUAUCCCGCUUUGGCCAAGUGCAGCUCCAAUGGAUGGUAAACAAUUGUGUAAUGAAACUGUGAUCCUGUCUUGUAACGCUUUAGAACUUGAUUAAACAUCAUUUAAAAAUACGUGUGGAACGCAUAUUUGUCAACUUCAAUAAAGAGACUAUGAGUAAUCUAUAUUAGCAA
Messenger RNA from Aedes albopictus (Asian tiger mosquito), 742 nucleotides. RefSeq names its product peritrophin-1. Gene Ontology annotation, molecular function: chitin binding. Lineage: Eukaryota; Metazoa; Arthropoda; Insecta; Diptera; Culicidae. The transcript is spliced from 2 exons. Gene Ontology annotation, cellular component: extracellular region. Bases 144 to 611 code for a protein of 155 amino acids. The record is from RefSeq and is a predicted model, not a curated record.